AGCCCGAGAUGGCCGACCGAGAAAAUGAAAUUUUGGCAGUCCUCCUACUACUCAGCCACAUAUUUAUCGGGAAAGGAUUGGACAACUGCCAGUCGCUGUUCAAAGAGUACUAUAUAAGGCGUAAAGAGUUGGAGACCGUGUCGACGAUAUCGACAACCAUUUCUUCUGAGCUCAAGGAGUUGGGCUGUACGACACUAUUCCGGUUUGUAUCAUUAUGGGGCUUCAUAAAACUGGAAGAGACUGAAGGUCCAAGGUGUAGAGACUUGCGGCACCUCAAGGCCCACCUCGAGCUGGUCCGGAUUUGGGAAUCCAUCAACUUACAGGACGCGACCCGGUUGGACGAACUCAAAAUCCUUCGCCGUUCUGAGACCUUCCAAAAAUUCCUCACCGACAAGAAACUCGUUGGUAAACGGGUCAGUACGCAUAAGUCACAACUAACAUCGUUCGUUGCACACCAAUUGGGUAUUACCAACAAGAAAUUCACCAUCACUGCCUCUCGCUACAAACCCCUUCUCACCUUGGUUCGGCAUUUUGGAGGAGUAUUGGCGUUCAUACCUCGGAGUAGGCUGCUUGUACUCUUCCGUCGGGUACGUAACGUAACAGCAAAAGAAGAAGAGCAAAUACUUUCCACAAUCAUUACAAGGAUGACGCAGGAGUUUCCUGGUAUCUCCGACCUCUGCUCUGAGACACUACGCAACAUGGUGGAGCCUAUCCUUGAAGAGAAGGACCUACCACCAACUUUGGGCCUCACACUUCUAAGCGCAGAGGAAAUUUCAACGUUCCAGUCCAAGAGCGUAUGGGAGAUGGUGAUAAAUGGAGCCAAUACGAGCCCUAAACCAAGGGUCUUCGAGUUGCAAGACGAGGAUGGAUCAGAGGCUAAUAAUGGAGACGGGGUUGGGGAGGAAAGCUUCUUCUCCGAUUCAGACUAGAGCCCGCCCGGAGUAUGCCGAAAGGGACAUCACAUGUAAAUUUUACAAUAGCGGUUUUAUUUAUUCAUUUCCG
Messenger RNA from Lasiosphaeria miniovina, 1002 nucleotides. RefSeq lists its product as uncharacterized. NCBI's taxonomy places the organism in Eukaryota, Fungi, Ascomycota, Sordariomycetes, Sordariales, Lasiosphaeriaceae. The transcript has a single exon. Bases 9 to 929 code for a protein of 306 amino acids. The record is from RefSeq and is a predicted model, not a curated record.